Molecule: messenger RNA, 516 nt
Organism: Sclerotinia sclerotiorum 1980 UF-70
Lineage: Eukaryota; Fungi; Ascomycota; Leotiomycetes; Helotiales; Sclerotiniaceae
Exons: 5
Coding region: 1-516 (171 amino acids)
Cellular component (GO): mitochondrion
Source: RefSeq, a predicted model, not a curated record
AUGCCAUAUAUAUUGAAGUCACCACGUAUUGCAGCAGCGCGACCACUGCGAACCUCCCUCAUCCCACGUCAAGCUACCCUCAUCCCACAGAGAUGUGCCAGUCAGUCUGCUGCCUCCAGCGGACCAGCUUAUCCAGCUUAUCCACAGACGAAGACCGAUAUUGAAGACCCCGGCAUGAACGGAGGAUAUAUCAACCCCCCCAGAGUUAAGCGUCAAUUUCGUGACCCUCAUGCCGAUUGGUGGGAUAAGCAAGAGAGAAGAAACUAUGGAGAGCCAGUUCAUGAAGACAAUGAUAUUUUGGGCAUGUUCUCACCAGAAGAAUACACACAUCAAAAGCCAGGAACGGCUGCGCUUCAAUUGGGCGUUUUUGUUUUAUCUGUAUUUGGACUUUGCACAGUCGUGGGCAUGAUGUACCCAGAUAAGCAAUCUGUCCCAAGAGAGUUUGAGGGUGGACUUGAGAGAGAAUUGGGUGGCCCAACUGCAGUCAGAGCUAGAGCUGCUGGAGAUCCAUUGUAA